Molecule: messenger RNA, 2510 nt
Organism: Esox lucius (northern pike)
Lineage: Eukaryota; Metazoa; Chordata; Actinopteri; Esociformes; Esocidae
Exons: 5
Coding region: 339-2228 (629 amino acids)
Biological process (GO): proton motive force-driven mitochondrial ATP synthesis
Molecular function (GO): proton-transporting ATP synthase activity, rotational mechanism
Source: RefSeq, a predicted model, not a curated record
AUCUUGUAUCUGUGAUUACCGUUACUACUGUAAACAGUGACUGUAUCGUUAACGAGGCAAACAAUGCUUUAGCAAACGUUUAACUUAAAGUUCCGCUGAUAAUGUUUUCUAUAAUUCUCGAUAAUUUACUCAGGCGUUAACUUGUGCUGCCCAAGGGGUCUUUUCCGAAGGAUACAACUCCGAAUCAUGGUCGAAGCGUGUGGAAGUUGAACCAUGUGGAUAUAAUACACAUUAUGUUCCAUAAGUAAAUUGAGGAUGACGCACAUUACCAUUUCGUCAGGAGGACGAUAAACAUCAGUGUUGCAACUGCGCUGCUCACAUUCAACCAAACAAACGUCAUGUCAACCUCCAGAGAGGCUUGUCCAUUCUGUGGAAAGACCUUUAAAAGACUGAACAGCCAUCUUCCCAAAUGCAAGAUGGCCCAUGUUUCCAAGACAGCAGCACCAAAGGUCCUCACACACCCUGUCCAACAGGACCACACCCUAGGCAAGAUGAGCAAAAAGAAAUCAUCACCUUCUACAACUUCUCAGAAGAUUAAAAAUACAUCAGAUUUAUUAUAUUCAACACCAUCGUCAAAUAAAUUUAAAGUUAAGAAAGCAUCAUUACCAUUAUCUCCAUCAACAUUAACAACUACUAAGAAGACUAAGACACCAUUGUCUCCCUCGCCACUGACAACAUCAAUUGAGACAAUGAAAAAGCAGAAGCUCCUUGAUGAGACUUUGAUAGUCUCCAAGGACUGUCUGCCCAAAGAUCCAGAUGGGAUUCUCAUGAAACAUAUCCCUACACCCACAGUCAAGCACAAUGCAGACUCUACUACAGACAUAGCUUCAGUCACAGCCACAGUCAAGAAACUCAAAGCUUCUUCAACCAAAGCCAAACUGAAAGCCUCCCCAGCUACUACUACACUCCCAGUGACUCCUAAAGCCAAAGUUGCUUCAAAGAAAGUUUCACUCAGAAAGCAGAUUGAAUUAUUCGCUCAGAGAGCCAGAGCUGCUGCCAGUCUACCCCAGGAACCUGUAACAGAGGAACAGGGGGAGGAGGUAAGACUUAGCAUCCAGGAUCACCCCGCCAGCAUGGAUGACCUCACAUGUAACCAUCUGUACAACAAAACAAGCUUACUGGACCACAAACCAACCAUUACGUCUAAUCUCAAUAAAGAGAGGUUAUGUAGCAAGACAAGCAAACAUGGAACACAGUCAGUGGACCACAGUUCAUGUAUGGUGGAUCUUAUUCAGACCAAAACCUCUGACCAUUUGUACAAGAAUAAUGGACUGCUCUUGGUUGGCCUUGGUCAAACCGCAGCCUCUGCCCUAAGUCAUACCAGUGUUACUGUUGGCAUGUUAGCUCCCAAAACGAACUCAGCCCAGUCACUCACAAUGAAACCUCAAAAGCUAUCACAAACUGAGACAGUAAAGGUUCUUAAAAGCAUCGUAGAACCCAGCUAUCCCCCUCUUUCAGCCCCCUCUUCUACUUCUGCGCCCCUCCUCAUCUCUCCGGGAGUACACGAUCAGAGCAGAGACACAGGGCCACAGUGCUCUAACUUCCCCCAUCAUCUCCCUCCCAUACCUUCCCUGUCACUCUCGCCACCUGCUUCUCCUUUACUGUGCUCUGCUCCAUCUCCCAUCCUGUCUCCUUGGAUCCCCACGAGGGACGUCAUAGGUAUGGAGGUGAUGCUUGAGAUGACCAUGCCCUAUCAGAUGAUUGGACUGAAACUAACGUUUUCGCCCUGUUCUUGCGCUUGGCACGUACUGGUAGGGCUGAUGCUUAAUGCGUCUACUCGGUUCACCCCCUUUCUCACCCCCUCUCCUCCUAACCCUCUUCCCUCUCGCCCACCCACCUUUUCCGGGCCUCCUCUUCCAUUUCUUUCGCCCUCUCUUCCUGUUUGCACAGAGAGGGCGAAGUUGGCAACAGCCAAUGCCAGCAGGACAUCGGAGAGAGCACAACUCAAUGGCAGGAAGUACGGCACUGAGCAGAGGAUAAUAGGUGCACUGUCUCUUGGGGAAGUGAGGCUGAAGGAACUGCCAGGCUGGAUUGCAACCCGAGCUUUCCAUAACCCCAGGCAGAGAGCACAGGCCCUGCCCAGAAGUUGGCAGUGGUACUACAGGACGUAUGUAGAUGUGAAAGGUGGAGUGGGCAGAAUAGCCAUGCUGUUAGCAGGAUACUGCUUUCUCAACUACACCUGGAGCUGUCCACAAUUCACACGCGAUCGCUGGAGAAAGUACCAUUAAGGCCAUGCUGAGCCCUGGCAGAAGGGGUCAACCUAAAGGAACAUGCCCUUAGUGGUGUGGCGAAGAACACUUUUCAACAAAACAUUUAAAGAGAUGUAGCUAUAACAGAAAAAAUAUUUGUUUUUUUAUCAUCACAUUCUUCUGUGAAAGGGGAUGGAUGCCAUGAGAAUGUAUACAGAAGCAGCACAUAGUUGCUGAGGGAAAUAGUCUCAUUUUAUUUGGAAAUGUAAUGGCUUGUAUACUAUAUAUAAUAUUUAUAUACAGUGGAUAUAAAAAGUCUAC